GUUAAAAAUUACGGAUUUUGUUUUUUGUCAAAGAACAUUUCGUUUUAAAACUCCAAAGGCACAUUUGUAAGACGUAAAGUGGACGUGCCAUUAAACUCACACAAAGUGGACAGCCAGCGGUCUUCGUUUGUUGUGCUGAAUAUUAUAACAAUAGUCUCCAAAAUUAGCAUUUGUGAACCAAACCACAGAUUCCACUCGGACACAUUAAAAUGGUACGCCUGGACGCUGUUGCCAUGCCAAUUUAAACGGUUAGAACAAACUUUUUGUGAGCAACGACAUCGAUAUUUCUGUCACUGAAGCUUCACAACAAGACGCUUCUGAUUUCUAGUGUAUAUUUCUUCAUUAUUUUAACAGAGAACACACAAUGAUUACAUCGGGCGAGUCUCUCGUGAAAUACGACAAUCCAGUUUGGAUCAAAAACACGGACAGAAAAUCACCAAAGGGACGGCCUUUGAGAGUGAGCCCUCAGCAGCCUGCCAUCUCUAAUCCUGUUCCACCCCCUCCUAAGCCAAAAUCAGCAAGUGCUGAUGCCGCCAAGCAGGAAAAUGAGGAGAUCUUGAACAGCAUUCUUCCACCCAGGGAAUGGGUGGAGGGAAACCAGCUGUGGAUGCAGCACGUGUCUAGUGCACCUUGUACCAGAACAGACGUUAUUCGCCUGGAGGAACAGAUGGACAUAAAGCUGCAGCAAUGGCUGGCCAGAGAAACAGGAAUCUGUCCUGUCCGCAGGAAGCUUUACUCCCAGUGCUUUGAUGAGCUGAUCAGACAGGUGACCAUCAACUGCGCUGAGAGGGGUCUGUUGCUUCUGAGGGUCAGAGAUGAGAUUCAGAUGACUAUAGUUGCCUACCAGACACUGUACGAGAGCAGCGUGGCUUUUGGAAUAAGGAAAGCACUGCAGGCUGAGCAGGGCAAGGCUGACAUGGAGAAAACUAUUUGUGAUCUGGAGGAGGAGAAAGCAGACCUCAAGAAGCAACUGAACGAACAGAGAGCCAUCUCUGAAACUAUUAAAAAGAGAGAAAACGAAAAGCGACAGUUGGAGGAAAAGAAGCUCAGUGAAGAGAUCGAGUUCCUGAAGAGAACCAACCAGCAGCUCAAGAACCAACUGGAAAAGAUCCUUACACCAAAGAAUUAACUUCGCCAAACCAGAACCGGGUCUUCAUUUCCCAGUACAGAAUGUGACAUUUGUUCUUUGUCUCGUUUCUAAAUGAAUUCAUAUAAACUUAACCGAUUGUAAUUAAAGAGUAUUUUAUUACAGCAUGGCAAGUACAGUUCACAAUAACUGUACCUUUCUCUUGAACAUCAAGAGAGCAUUACACCUGUAAAUGAUGAAUUAAAUGUCAUUCAAAAACAGUCCUGGAGACUGGAACAGAGAGACGGUCAUGGUAAUGAUAAGGCAUCAAGUGGCCACUUGAUAAAGACCAUUUAACAAUUAGUCAGCAUUCCACCUUCUGUCAACUCUACACUAUCAAUAAAAGCAUGUUCUUUUGGGCUAGUUUAAAUAAAGAUUUAUUACAAACGUUGA
Molecule: messenger RNA, 1519 nt
Organism: Anarrhichthys ocellatus (wolf-eel)
Lineage: Eukaryota; Metazoa; Chordata; Actinopteri; Perciformes; Anarhichadidae
Gene: dnali1
Product: dynein, axonemal, light intermediate chain 1
Exons: 6
Coding region: 365-1129 (254 amino acids)
Cellular component (GO): ciliary base; axoneme
Molecular function (GO): dynein heavy chain binding
Source: RefSeq, a predicted model, not a curated record